Molecule: messenger RNA, 2515 nt
Organism: Armigeres subalbatus
Lineage: Eukaryota; Metazoa; Arthropoda; Insecta; Diptera; Culicidae
Gene: Lac
Product: lachesin
Exons: 2
Coding region: 443-1519 (358 amino acids)
Cellular component (GO): neuron projection
Source: RefSeq, a predicted model, not a curated record
AAACCAGCCACCGACUAACUGCUGGCUGACUGCCUGGCGGUUUAUGCACCAUAUAUCGAACCGCGCGCUUCAGAGUAGUGGUUUCGUUCGUUCGCUGGAUUCAUUAGCAGUUUGUUCGUCGACUGGAUCGGUUUGCUCCGCCGUGGCUCUCUGUUAAGGUACCGCGAAUCCGUAAUCGGCCCAAAACUGGUUCGGUGUGCUCGUGAGACGUGUAAUAGCCGCUGUGUAGAAUAGUGGUUUAGUGGGCAACCUCCCCAUCAAUACUUGUUUAUUGGUCGCGACAACGAAUAAGAAAACAGUCAUAGCUGGGUGUGGUGAUUUAAGCUUGGUCAAGUGGCGAAAUUUUUGAAGUUUUUCGGGAUAAUAAUUGAACUGUGAGUUUAUUGAAGUUCCGGGACAACGAGUUUUUUUGUGCAAGUGAUCCCUGGGAAGUGCUGUGAACAUGGGUCGUGUAAAAUUGAACGCGUUUGCGUUGAUGGCUGUGCUGUUGCCACUUGUUUGCGUUGCCCAGAGAACUCCGUCUAUCUCGUAUAUAACACAGGAACAGAUUAAGGACAUCGGUGGUACAGUAGAGCUCGAAUGUUCCGUCCAGUAUGCCAAAGAAUACUCCGUUCACUGGAUCAAGACCGGACGUGAUCGGUCCGAUGUGGUGUUCCUUUCGACGGGCAGCGCCCUCGUUCUGAAGGAUUCCCGUUUCGCGCUCCGAUAUGACCCGUCGUCAUCCAGCUACAUCCUUCAAAUUAAGGACAUUCAGGAGACCGAUGCCGGAAUCUACCAGUGUCAGGUUGUGCUUUCGGUGACCAACAAGAUAACGGCUGACGUUGAACUGCAGGUUCGUCGUCCGCCCAUUAUCUCCGACAACUCCACCCAGUCGCUUGUGGUGUCCGAAGGUCAGUCCGUUCAGAUGGAAUGCUACGCCUCCGGCUACCCGCCGCCACAGAUUACCUGGCGUCGCGAGAACAACGCUAUCUUGCCAACAGGUGGCGCAAUCUACACCGGCAACGUCAUGAAGAUCAACUCCGUCCAGAAGGAGGACCGUGGCACGUACUACUGCGUCGCAGACAACGGUGUCAGCAAAGGCGACCGACGGAACAUCAACCUGGAGGUGGAGUUCUCCCCGGUUAUCAGCGUCCCGCGGCCACGGCUCGGUCAGGCCCUGCAGUACGAUAUGGAUUUGGAGUGCCACGUGGAAGCCUACCCGUCGCCCGCCAUCGUGUGGGUGAAGGAGGAUGUCCAACUGUCCAACAACCAGCAUUACGGCAUUUCUCUGUUCGCCACAGCGGACGAGUUCACCGAUACGACCCUCCGGGUGAUCACCAUCGAAAAGCGCCAGUACGGCGAGUACUACUGCCGGGCAAUCAACAAGCUCGGCCAAGCCGAAGCCAAGGUGGAACUGUUCGAAACGGUCAUCCCCGUGUGUCCACCGGCUUGCGGGCAGUCGUACUACGGAGGCGAUGCCAGCGCGGUGUCCGUGUCGAGCUUCCUGCUAGUGGUCACGGCAUUGGCCGCGCUGUUCUAAGAGUCACCCCUCUCGAACCCUCUCGAUUCGAUACGAAUUAGGGAACGCGGUGAAGCGUUUGACCACGCCCCGCCCUUAGAAUCACACAUAGAUAGUGAUGGUGAGAUAGAAAUAGGACAUUAAUGGAAGGAUGAAAUGCAUGAGGGGUCACAUUCCAAUUGGAAUUGGUUGUAAUUGGAAAUGGUGACCUCGAUCAAUGGAAAAUUUGAAUUCAGAAGCAAUUUUUCGGUGGAAUUAGAUUCUGCUGAUUGGAAGAUAACAAAUAAAGAACAUUCCAUCAGUUUAAAGUGUGCGAUUGAGAGUAUACAACUUUUUAUUGCAAUUAAAUGUAAAUUAAAUGGAAACAUGUUUAGUAUAGGAUGAUUAAUAUAAUCUAAACAAUUUUACAGACAGUAGCAUAAGUACGUGUACGUUCAGAAACGUAAAUAGUUGAUGAUCCAAGAAUAAAUACAAAAACGAAAAAAGACUCUUAACGAAACUCAAGUAAUCUCCAUUAUUAGUAGAACCUUUAACCGUCCAAACAAAGUAUUGUUCAAUCAUUCCAAAUCAUCGCGUUUUAUUGCGUUAAGUUCGAACUCAAUUUCGAUGAAGUCUCUUCUGUUGAGAGAAAGUUUUUUUUUUAUUUUAUUUACAUAGCUGUAGGAAUACAUUUUGGUUCUUGCUGAAGUUCAAAUGACAUUUUUUAUAGGUUUUAUUGAUUUUAAUAGCGAUAUGGAAAGUCGAUGGGAACUUUUCUCUCAACAGUAGACAUCGAUAGUGUCAAAAAACCCAAUCUUGUAGUAAGAUUCCCAGAGCGCCAACAGCGAAUUGUUGGCGCCUCGAAAAAAAACAAAACAAUUACAGUAGAAUAAAAUAAAUGUUGAACGGAGAACAUCCAGCAAUAACAAGUCAAAAUGUAUUCGAGAUAGCUAGACGAUGAUGUAAGAAAGACAAAAAAGAUCUGAUAAUAUAUAGUAACUUGUAGCACUGUCGGAAAAAUAAAGAGUUUUUUUUAAA